This is a messenger RNA of Corticium candelabrum, 2240 nucleotides long. RefSeq names its product propionyl-CoA carboxylase alpha chain, mitochondrial-like. Bases 42 to 2171 code for a protein of 709 amino acids. Gene Ontology annotation, cellular component: mitochondrion. The record is from RefSeq and is a predicted model, not a curated record. The transcript is spliced from 28 exons. Lineage: Eukaryota; Metazoa; Porifera; Homoscleromorpha; Homosclerophorida; Plakinidae. Gene Ontology annotation, molecular function: metal ion binding; propionyl-CoA carboxylase activity; ATP binding.
ACAUUCUGUGUUCACGGGCUGAUUUUGCCGGUCGAUGCUGUAUGUCUCACAUCAGAGGAAGAGGCUCACUGUGGCGCAGAUACGCUGGCUUCACAGCCAAGAUAAAUCGGACAUGUGGACGAGCGCUUCGGAGAUACUCUACAUCCUCAGCUCAAGAAGAAAAGCCUUUUGAAAAGAUUCUUAUUGCGAAUAGAGGGGAGAUAGCGUGUAGGGUGAUGAGGACUUGCAAACGUAUGGGGAUUAGAACGGUGGCUGUGCAUAGUGAUGUCGACUCGAAUGCGGUUCAUGCUCGUAUGGCCGACGAGAAAGUGUGUGUCGGUCCCGCUCCUUCGGCCCAAAGUUAUCUGAACAUGGACGCAAUACUCAAUGCUGUGAAACAGACAGGAGCACAAGCUGUUCAUCCUGGGUAUGGAUUUCUCUCAGAAAACGGUCACUUUGCAGAAGCACUGGUUGGUGUGGGUGUUGCAUUUAUCGGCCCUGGAGUGAAAGCCAUUGAUGCUAUGGGUGACAAGAUUGAAAGCAAGUUGUUAGCAAAGCAUGCCAAAGUCAACACAAUUCCAGGGUUUGAUGGUGUCGUCAAGGACGAUGACGAGGCGGUUAGAAUAGCAUCUGAUAUAGGUUAUCCUGUGAUGAUCAAGGCGUCGGCUGGUGGUGGUGGCAAGGGAAUGAGAAUAGCCUGGAAUGAUGACGACGUCAGGGAAGGAUUUCGAUUGUCAUCGCAAGAGGCCAAGUCGAGCUUUGGAGACGAUAGAUUACUGAUGGAGCGAUACGUCGAUAAUUCACGACACAUAGAGAUACAAGUAUUGGCAGACACGCAUGGAAAUGCAAUUUAUGUCAACGAGCGUGAAUGUUCGAUUCAAAGAAGAAAUCAGAAAGUGAUUGAAGAAGCUCCAAGCAUGUUUAUGAAUCCCGAGACUCGACAAGCUAUGGGCGAACAAGCAGUUUCUUUGGCUAAAGCUGUGAACUACUGUUCUGCUGGUACAGUGGAGUUCUUAGUUGAUUCACAACGAAACUUCUACUUCUUAGAGAUGAACACUCGUCUUCAGGUUGAGCAUCCCAUUACAGAGUACAUAACUGGCUUUGAUCUUGUUGAGCAAAUGAUUAGAGUUGCAGCUGGUCAGCCCUUAAAAAUCAAGCAAGAAGACGUUGGUAUUAAUGGGUGGGCUGUGGAGUGCCGCGUUUACUCAGAGGACCCCAAACUCUUUCUACCAUCUAUCGGCCGAUUAUCAACAUACAUUGAACCAAAACAAGGACCAGGUCUAGAGGAGGUUCGUAUUGACAGUGGCAUCGAGGAGGGAAGUAACAUAAGUAUGUACUAUGAUCCAUUGAUAUCAAAGCUCGUCACUCAUGGUAAAGACCGAACUGAAGCACUUGGAAGGAUGGCACGGGCAUUGGACACAUACGUUAUAAAAGGUGUGAAGCAUAACAUACCGAUCCUUCGUGACAUCAUCACACAUCCUCGCUUUCUGGACGGCGACAUCAGCACGAAAUUUAUCGCUCAAGAAUAUCCUGACGGAUUCACGGGUUGUCGGUUGACCACAACUCAGCAACGAGAGUUAAUCACAUCGGCUUGCUUUCUGCAUAUACGGAGAUCUGAGCGAGCGACAGAGUUUCUAACGGUGGACAGGUCAUCGUUUAGUCCAUACAUGCCUGAGGUCUAUGAGCUGUCGGUGUCUAUUGAUGGAGAAAAUCAUGAUGUGUCUGCUUGGUGGGAUGAUGAUAACAGUCUUGUGGUUACAGUCAAGGGACAGGAAGUACGUAUGAGCUCGGAUUCAUUAUUAUCAUCACCACUUUUGGUUGCUGCUAUUGGUGAUCAAGAAGUCGUCAUUCAGGUGUUGAAUCGUGAUGGGCAAACAUACAAGUUGAGACACUACGGAACUCAAUUUGAAGUCACCGUUCUCUCAAAACAACAAAAUCAGUUCAUGGAGAUCAUGCCAGUAAAACAAAAGCUUGACAUUGGCAAAGCCAUUGUAUCACCGAUGGCAGGCAUGGUAGUUUCGGUUGCAUGCAAACCGGGUGACAAGGUGGCCGAAGGUAACGAGGUGAUCAUCUUGGAAGCGAUGAAAAUGCAGAACAUUCUGCCUGCACCUAAAGACGUCAAGGUCAAAGCUGUAAACUGCAAACCGGGUGAUACUGUACUAGAGGACGCGGUCUUAGUGGAAUUCGAGUGAAUACAAUGUGACAUUAUGUCAGUAUGUGAGAGAAUUAAAUGGUUAAUUGAUAUGAUUCCGGAUGCUGGA